UAUGGAUGGAAGGGCGGGUGGUGAUUAUCAUUUGGUGUUACCUGCGAGGAGACAACCGUUGGCAUUCUAGUCUGCUACGGGCCAGAGUCAGCCAAAGUGGUUAUAUCUGAGCGGAAAGCUCGCAAACUCUGGACACAUUCUGUUCUGAGUCCUGCGAGGUCCGUUUAAGGACGUCAUCGAUCUACUGAUAAUUUAAAACCAAAUUCUCGUGCAGUGAUUAUAAAAUAUAACAAUUAAAAUGGCAGAAGUUGAGGCGCGCACUGUAUUGUGGUACAUGACGUUUAUAGGAUUCAUUGUCAACUAUAUGCUGCGUAUCAAUCUGAACAUCACCAUUGUGGACAUGAUUGUUGCUCCCGCUGCAAACUUGACCAAUGCGACACUCGCGUCUAACGCAUCCCACCUGACAACCGUUCCGGGAGUGGAGUCCAUUCUGAAUGACAGCGCACUCAGUGAACGAUAUUCGUGGGAGCGACAGUUUCUUGAUUGGGCAAAUAUUGAAUACGAUAGAAACGGUUUUCACUGGAACGAGCGGGAACAGAGCAAUCUCUUGGGCUCAUUCUUCUGGGUGCACUGGGUCCUCCAGCUACCCGGUGGUAUUCUGGCCCGCAAAUAUGGCACAAAGUUGAUUUUCGGACUCUCAAAUGGCAUCGGCGUCUUCUGCUGUUUCCUCAUACCGAUUUUUUCUUAUUGGAGCUAUGGUGCUCUGCUCUGGCUUCGAGUGUUCCAAGGAUUCGUAACUGGAUUGGCUUGGCCAUCGAUGCAUGUUAUGACGGCCAAGUGGAUUCCCCCGAAUGAGCGCAGCAAAUUCGUGAGUGCCUAUUUGGGCAGCUCGGUGGGAGUGGCUCUGUUCUAUCCAAUUUUCGGCUAUAUCAUCGCCUGGACCUCAUGGGAAUGGGUUUACUACAUCUGUGGCGUUUUUGGCAUGCUGUGGUUCAUUGCCUGGCAGUUCCUGGUCUUCGACAGUCCCGCCCAGCAUCCACGCAUAGCCCAGUCGGAGCAGCGAUACAUCGAGAAGUCGCUGGGCGCCUCGGUGCAGAAUAGCACACCUGGGCCGACGCCUUGGAAGCAGAUUGCCUGCUCGCGACCCGUCUGGAUGAACGUUGUGGCACAGUGGGGUGGCAUCUGGGGUCUCUUUACGCUGAUGACACAUGGACCGACCUAUUUCCGACUGAUCCAUCACUGGAACAUUCGAGCGACGGGCCUCCUCUCGGGCAUGCCACAUAUGAUGCGAAUGAUCUUCGCCUACGUCUACUCCAUGUUCUCCGACUAUCUGCUGCGCACGGAUCGUCUCAGUCGUACCAAUGUACGCAAGUUGGCAACGGCAGUUUGCUGUGGUGUGAAAGGAGUUUUGGUUCUUGCCCUGGCCUAUUUUGGCUAUAAUGCAACGGCUGCCAUUGUCUUGGUGACUGUAGCCACAAUGUUCCAUGGCGCUGUCUCCUCCGGCCCGCUGGCCUCCAUGGUGGAUCUGUCACCCAACUAUGCGGGUAUCGUUCUCGGCGUCAGCGGCAUGAUCGGUGGCAUGCCUGGGUUCAUCUCACCCUUCAUAGUGGGCAUAUUAACCCAGGGGAAUCAAACGAUUGAUGCCUGGAAGAACGUCUUCAUGCUAACUGCUGCUAUGCUCAUCGGCAGCGGCGUCUUGUACGUCCUAUUCUCGGAGUCCACGCUGCAGCCUUGGAACAGUGGCAGCAACUCUCUGCCAGAUCCCGGGCUUAAGGAACUGCAUUCGUUUGCGGAGAAAUUACCGCUGAAGGGCGAAUUAGAGGCCGAUGUCAAGGAGAAGGAAGAGGUUGAGGCUGCAUCCAAAAUCAAGUCUCAGAACUGAUAAGCCGAUAAGUCAGUGUCAGUUUUAUUGUCAUAAGUCCAUUUUAGUUAUAGCCCCUUUGUGUACCCACUCGAAGCGACGCGUCUGAUAAAUAUACUUAUCAAAACUCAUCUCGUAUUUGCACUGAGAUUGGGUUUGUCGCCUAGUGCUAACUCUUUCUCUAAAUUUAAAUAAUAUAUUAGAUUUUUUCUGCCUCUUGGCUACCACAACUACGAUCACGAUCAUUCCAUUAACUUGUUGCCUGCUCUCAUUGUAAGUGUUUUUGGUAAAUAUAAUAUGGGAACUGAAUGUAAACAA
Drosophila innubila is the source of this 2119-nucleotide messenger RNA. It is a transcript of the gene NaPi-T, whose product is annotated as sialin. The coding region runs from base 239 to 1822 and encodes 527 amino acids. Gene Ontology annotation, cellular component: plasma membrane. NCBI's taxonomy places the organism in Eukaryota, Metazoa, Arthropoda, Insecta, Diptera, Drosophilidae. The record is from RefSeq and is a predicted model, not a curated record. Gene Ontology annotation, biological process: monoatomic anion transport; transmembrane transport. Gene Ontology annotation, molecular function: transmembrane transporter activity. The transcript has 7 exons.